Molecule: messenger RNA, 882 nt
Organism: Equus quagga
Lineage: Eukaryota; Metazoa; Chordata; Mammalia; Perissodactyla; Equidae
Product: P2X purinoceptor 6-like
Biological process (GO): response to ATP; monoatomic cation transmembrane transport
Cellular component (GO): plasma membrane; nuclear inner membrane
Molecular function (GO): extracellularly ATP-gated monoatomic cation channel activity; ATP binding; purinergic nucleotide receptor activity
Source: RefSeq, a predicted model, not a curated record
AUGGCCAUCAUGUCCCUCCUGGUCUCCUUCUACGCCUUCCAUGAGCCCACCUGUGCUGUGCUGCUGGCCUUGCCGUGGGCCCUGUGGGGAUUGGAGGGCAUGGAGUUUGUCAUGUGUUUUCAAGGCAUCAAAACAGGCCAGUGCUUGGUGGUCAAUGGGACCCACAGGACCUGUGAGUUUCAGGGCUGGUGCCCUGUGGGGAGGGACACUGAGCCUGUGAAGCCCCUGCUGGUCCAGGCUGAGAACUUCAUACUGUUCAUCAAAAACACUGUCACCUUUAGCAAGUUCAACUUCUCCAAUUCCAAUACCUUGGAGACACGGGACAGCAUCUAUUUCAUGUGCUGUUGCCCCGACCCACCUCUCAGCCUCUACUCCCCUGUGUUCCACAUCGGGGACCUCAUGGCCACAGCUGGAGGGGUCUUUGCGGACCUGGCAUUACUGGUGGGGCGGUGCUGUGGCAUCCAUGUCCGCUGGGAUUCUGACCUGGAUGCCGGGGGCUCCGACUCCUGGCCCCAUGACUCCCUCCGGCUGCAGGAGAGGUGCUACAACUUCAGGACAACCACUCACUGGGGGGGCCCAGAUGUGGAGGUCCGGAGUCUGUUCCAGCUCUACAGGAUCUGCUUCAACAUCCUUGUCACUGGGUGGGCAGGGAAGUUUGGGCUCAUCCCCACAACCCUCACUCUGGGCACUGGAGCAGCCCGGCUGGGUGUGAUCACCUUCUUCUGUGACCUGCUGCUGUUGUAUGUGGAUGGAGAAGCCCAUUUCUACUGGAGGACCAAGCAUGAGGAGGGGUCUUCGGGCCUGCCUGACCCUGGGCUACACUUUGGAGGAUGGUGGCUGGAGUCCUGCCCUGCUGUCCUCAUCUGCAGGCAAAGGUCCUGA